AUGCCUUCACACAUUGCCCUACCUGGCGCUGCGCGUCCUCGUCAAAGGUUUCGUGUGAACGGGUCUAAUUGGCGAUGGGUCAAGAAGGGAUUCACUCUAUUGUUUGCGUUUUUUAUUACUACAUUUUUACUUUACCGCUUAAUCGUUAAUGAUAGUGUUUGGCGACCCUCGGGACCGAUAUUAGAAGACACCAGAAUCACCCCCGCCAACAUCUCCUCUGGGGACCGAAAAUUCGUUAUUAUCUUGCCCGUCGAUAACUCGAGUCCCGAUCUAUGCAAAGUCGUCAGCAGUGCCGUUGCUCUCGGCUACCCAGCUCCUGUUAUCGUCAAUUGGAAGAACGACUUUCACACCGACGCCGACGGCAUUGGACCUUCGCAGCUAGGCAAGAUCACCGGUACACUCAACUACCUACAGUGGGCUACUGGCGAUGAGGCCUCCGAAGACGAAAAACUAGGGGAGGACGAUCUGGUGCUUAUGCUCGACGCCCACGAUAUUUGGCUACAACUACCACCCAGCGUCAUGCUGAACCGAUACUACAGCGCGAACGAACGAGCAAACAAGCGAAUUGCCCAGGACUACGGCUUCUUCGACAAGGACCUUAUGCAGCAGACCAUCAUCGCUGCUGCGCAAAAGGGCUGCAUCGCCCCCCGCGACAAGAUUUCGAACCUCUACUGCCACGACGUUCCCGACAGCACACUCCCCGAGAAUGUGUUUGGCUUCUUUACCGAUUACAACGUCGGACGAUACAAAUAUGUACGACCCAAGUAUGUCAACAGCGGAAGUUUCAUGGGCCCUGCAGGAGAUAUGCGCCGAUAUUUCCAACGCGUCAAGGAUCGCAUGGACAAGGAUCUUCUCGAGGUGAGGUCCAACGAGGAUCUCGCUGGUGAUCAGGGCAUCUUUGCCGAGGUGUUUGGCGAGCAAGAACUUUGGCGCCAACACAUUCACGAAGACGACUUUGCGCACGACAACCCCGGCAAGGAGGCUGCGUUAUCGGCACGAGACGAAUUCGAAUACCACGUUGGCCUGGACUACGCGCAAGAGCUCUUCUACCCGACUUGCUAUUCUGAAACAGGAGGAUAUUUUGUGUCCCUCGACGACCCUUCUUCCAUCGCCAAACAGUCGAGCAAAGCGGGCGUCUCGCCACCACGCAUUGGGGGUGUUCCCAACGACAUUUCCACCGCGGAAGCUCCCUUGGCCCAAUUGGACGACGGCAGCAACCAAGGUGGCUCGUGGGGUGACGUCUCGCUUUAUGUCGACUUUUGGACAACAUCGGUUCCUGUUGCGAUCCACCACAACGCUUGGAGAGACGGUCUCAAGAGCCGUCGAACAACAUGGUGGGAUAAGACGUGGUACUUUCCCCACCUGCGCAACCUUUUGGAGGCACACAUGGCAGCAAACACGACUGCGCCACUAGCAAGCAUCGCGGCAGACGAUGGCAAUCUGGAGGUGUGGUCCUACGGCGCAAAGGCCAAGGGAAGCGCGUCGCUUCUGUUUGGCAAGAAUAAAGAGUCCAAGGCUUGGCAGCUCCGAUCGACAGAUUGGAACACAGUCUGCAAAUCAAGUAAUGACGAGGAUGAGGCUGAGACACGCUGGUAUGACGAAGUGUUCCGGGACGGAAAGGGUUUACUAUAG
This is a messenger RNA of Fusarium pseudograminearum CS3096, 1632 nucleotides long. RefSeq lists its product as uncharacterized. The coding region runs from base 1 to 1632 and encodes 543 amino acids. The record is from RefSeq and is a predicted model, not a curated record. NCBI's taxonomy places the organism in Eukaryota, Fungi, Ascomycota, Sordariomycetes, Hypocreales, Nectriaceae. The transcript is spliced from 2 exons.